UUUAGGAUUAGUGAAAUUUUGUGGUCCAACAACUUAAAACACCUAAGAUCCUUCCCUACUUUUGUUUUAAGGGGUCCUUUAUUUCUCUUCCAAUGUUUAUUGUUUACUCUCACUUCUCUUCUUCUCCUAUUGUUCUAUCUUUUGUGUGUGUGUGUGUGUGUGAGAGAGAGAGAGAGAGAGAGAGAGAGAGAGAGAGAGAGUAAUAAGAAGGGAAGAGCAGUUUAAGAGAAAUGAGUGAGGAAGAAGAAGAGGAUACUUUCGCCGAAGAAGAAGAAGAGGAGGCUUGGGAGAAGAAGCAUAAAGGCAAAGCUACGAGUAGUAGCACUAGUAGUAUUGGAGCUUGUCAGGUCGAGAGAUGUACUGCGGAUAUGAGCAGAGCCAAACAGUACCACAAACGACACAAAGUCUGCGAAGUUCAUGCAAAAGCUCCUGUUGUUCGGAUCUUUGGUCUUGGCCAACGUUUCUGCCAGCAAUGUAGCAGGUUUCACGAGCUCAGUGUAUAACGGCCCGACCGCCCACGGCUAAUGGGCCACCCACGCCCGCUCUCUCGGCCCGUGGGCCCCAUCCCAUCCGACGGUCGGUCGUUAAUUUUCCAAGGCUCGAAAUCAUUAUUUACUGACCCUGCAAUUCCCCGUGCUUUGGCCUCACUCGCACGCUAUCGCGAAUCACUUCCCGAUAGGUCACCCAUCCUUCCACUACUCCAGCUCAAGCACGCUUAACUCUGGAGUUCUUUCAGGAUGUACUCCGGAAAAGGUAAGUCAACUUUGGUGAUAUAGGUAGCCAAAUCAAUUCUCUUAAGCUUUUUCACAUAUCACAACUCGGGAUGUUACAAUUCACCCCCUCUCAAAGAACGCAACGUCCUCGUUGCGCCCCACGACAGGUCUCAAGACGCCUCUCAGGUCAGAACUGAGACGGCUAACCAGCUCUGAUACCACUUAUAACGCCCCGACCGCCCACGGCUAAUGGGCCACCCACGCCCGCUCUCUCGGGCCGUGGGCCCCAUCCCAUCCGACGGUCGGUCGUUAAUUUUCCAAGGCUCGAAAUCAUUAUUUACUGACCCUGCAAUCACCACCCGACCUUUCCCCGUGCUUUGGCCUCACUCGCACGCUAUCGCGAAUCACUUCCCGAUAGGUCACCCAUCCUUCCACUACUCCAGCUCAAGCACGCUUAACUCUGGAGUUCUUUCAGGAUGUACUCCGGAAAAGGUAAGUCAACUUUGGUGAUAUAGGUAGCCAAAUCAAUUCUCUUAAGCUUUUUCACAUAUCACAACUCGGGAUGU
This is a messenger RNA of Raphanus sativus (radish), 1279 nucleotides long. RefSeq names its product squamosa promoter-binding-like protein 3. Bases 231 to 503 code for a protein of 90 amino acids. Gene Ontology annotation, cellular component: nucleus. The record is from RefSeq and is a predicted model, not a curated record. Gene Ontology annotation, molecular function: DNA binding. The transcript is spliced from 2 exons. Lineage: Eukaryota; Viridiplantae; Streptophyta; Magnoliopsida; Brassicales; Brassicaceae.